Myotis myotis is the source of this 4239-nucleotide messenger RNA. RefSeq names its product delta like non-canonical Notch ligand 1 (gene DLK1). Bases 179 to 1327 code for a protein of 382 amino acids. The transcript is spliced from 5 exons. Gene Ontology annotation, biological process: establishment or maintenance of epithelial cell apical/basal polarity; heterophilic cell-cell adhesion. The record is from RefSeq and is a predicted model, not a curated record. Gene Ontology annotation, cellular component: plasma membrane; protein-containing complex. Gene Ontology annotation, molecular function: calcium ion binding. NCBI's taxonomy places the organism in Eukaryota, Metazoa, Chordata, Mammalia, Chiroptera, Vespertilionidae.
CGGCAGCUCGGCGGCGGCGGCAUUGGAGAGCGCAACGCGGAGCCGGGUGCAGCCCUGGCUUUCCCCUCACAGCGCUCCCGCGCCCCCUUUCGCAUCCGCAACCAGAAGCCCAGUGCGGCGCCCGGACCCGGACCCGCGCCCGCGCCUCUCCCGGGACCGCGACCCCGGCCGCCCCGCGAUGACCGCGACCGCAGCCCUCCAGCGCGUCCUGCUGCUCCUGCUGGCCUUCGGCCACCAUGCCCAUGGAGCUGAAUGCUUCCCGCCCUGUAACCGCCACUAUGGAUUCUGCACCGAGGACAAUGUUUGCAGGUGCCACCCUGGCUGGCAGGGACCCCAGUGUAACGAAUGCAUGCCCUUUCCUGGCUGUGUUCACGGAUUCUGCGACGAACCCUGGCAGUGCACUUGCAACGAAGGCUGGGACGGGCACUACUGCGACAUAGACAUGCGGGCUUGCACCUCGAACCCCUGCGCUAACAACGGCACGUGCACCACCAUGCAGAAGGGCCACUACCAGUGCACCUGUGCCCCUGGCUUCUCGGGAGAGAACUGCCAGAAGAAGGACGGGCCCUGCGAGGUCAACGGUUCCCCCUGCCAGCACGGCGGCUCCUGCGUGGACGAUGAUGGCCAGGCCUCGUAUGCCUCCUGCCUGUGCCCCCCUGGCUUCUCGGGCAAUUUUUGCGAGAUCGUGGUCAACAGCUGUACCUCCAACCCGUGCGAGAACCAAGGCACCUGCACCGACAUUGGGGGCGACUUCCGCUGCCGCUGCCCCCCUGGCUUCGUGGACAAAACCUGCAGUCGCUCCGUGACCAACUGUGCCUCCGAACCGUGCCUGAACGGGGGCACCUGCCUGCAGCACUCCCAGGUGAGGUUCGAGUGUCGGUGCCGGCCCCAGUUCACAGGUCCCCUCUGCGGCAAGAAGCGCGCGGCGAGCUCCCAGCAGGGCACCCGUGUGCCCAACGGGCCCGGGCUGGCCUACCGCGUGACCCCCGGGGUGCACGAGCUGCCCGUGGGGCAGCCCGAGCACCACAUCCUAAAGGUGGCCAUGAGGGAGGUCAAAAAGGACACCCCGCUCCUCUCCGAGGGCCAGGCCAUCUGCUUCACCAUCCUGGGCGUGCUGACCGGUCUGGUGGUGCUGGGCACCCUGAGCAUCGUCUUCCUCAACAAGUGUGAGGCCUGGAUUGCCAACCUGCGCUACAACCGCAUGCUGAACAAGAAGAAGAAGCUGCUGCUGCGCUACAACAGCGGGGAGGACAUGGCCGUCAACAUCAUCUUCCCCGACAAGAUCGACAUGACCACCUUCAAGGAGGCUAGCGACGAGGAGAUCUAAGCAGAGAUCUAGGCAGAGCCCCCACUAUUCUACCCCGCCCCCUCCAUCCUCGGGGUCCCCGCAGAGCUCACCUGAUGCGGUCGCUUCUAACCUCGGUGGGCGAAUUUGCUCGCUCUCGUGUCAGACCCGGUGAACGCGCUACGCUUCGCUGUGUUAUUCUUUGUGCCUCUACUGUGUGACCAAUGCAAUGCGCUCAAUGCAAUGAUGAAGGCCACCCUCCCCCCUCUUUCCCCAUGCAUGAUUAAGAAUAAGAAUAAGAAUUUAAUCUUUAAACGAGUAAGAUAAGUAGCAUGUCGUUCUAAACUUUAAAUUUUAGCAUAAAAUAAAAAAAGACAAAAAAAAAACAAGGCAACUGGACCAGGACUCGGUGUGUCGACGUCCCUCCCCGAGGGGCCUCGGCCACAGGGUCCUUGUAACGUAUUCUUGCAUGACCAACCACUGUGACCUGGGCUAAGACCCCUUUCGUUCGUUAAUUCUCACACGCCACAUCCGACUCGCACUCACUUCAAGUUCAACAUCGCAGUCCUUAGAUCUUUGUGAUGGAGUUGAGGAUUUUGCAGAGUGCAGCGGCCAUGUGUCAGGCAGAGAGAAAACCCCGGGUUGGCUGCUGGGGGGCCGGGACCUCGUCCCAGCCCUGCCACUAACUCGCUGCGUCACCCUUAGCGAGCCCACCAUUUCGCCCCUCGUGAGGGAGGGGCUUGACCCCAGUGACCAUCAAGGUCCUCUCUUGUCUAAAACUCUGAAUUAGGAACGAUGGGGGAUGAACCAAAACAGCUUCCGACCCUCCCGUGAGGAUCGCGUGGAGACUCGGUCCCAUCCCCGGGUCCGCAUGUUUUGGUCUAUUCCGAUGCCCACUUGGCGUCCUGAAAUCACCCCUAAGUGCAGUUUUCAAAGUGGGGAGCCUCCUGGCUCGCUUUCCAUUUGGGAACGAUUAGCCGCUUUGAGUCACAAUACGUCGCCUUGGAGUUGCCUCUCGGGCAACCCCCACCCACCAAAAUCUCCAAUACUCUACGCCCCUUCCCCCUGUAGAUUAGCCAUAUUUCUUAAAAUGGAAAUGCAGGUGAACCGCAAGUGCCCCUGGCGAAGUCUGAGCAGCAACACGGCCCUCCCCUAGGUGUUCGCAGGGGUUAGUGGAACCUGUCCCUGGUGGGGCGUUUUCUCGUUCUGUGGCCGAAGGAGUACCAGGCCUGGCCUACGUGGCUAAGCAGUUCAUUUGUGUUGCCGAGUUAGUAACGCUCAGAUCCUGAAAGACCUAGCCAGUUUCUGAAUCAUGAACUUGACUUUUUUAAGAAGAGCAUCUAUUUUUGUUGGGGGGAAAAAAAAUGGAGAUGGGACAGAGUUCUGUCUAGCUCCCCAGCUCUUCGGGUUGGGCAGCUAAACAGUCCUUGGGUACCAGACAGGACUAUUUUGCUUCUUAAGUUAUUUGGGUAGGAAUCAAUACUCUGAGCUUUGUUGAGUAUUACUGACGUGUUUACCUUGCUUCAAGUCAUCAUCACCUUCAUCAUGGUCAUUCAGAUCACCACAUGCGUCACCGUCAUCACUCAACCAUCAACCUUGUCACCCCCACCCACUCAACCACCACCAAGUCCCUUGUCAUUCUGGUUCCAAGCCUGUCAUUUUCCCCUAAACCUGAUGUCCCACUCCCAGUUCCUCCUCAUCCUAGCCCCAAAAUGCCACCCUGGUCACCUCAUCCCUGACAGGCGAUGUCACCCCAAACUCCCAUCACCUUCCCCGUCAAACCCCUCCCCAUUUUAAACCUGCCCUUCCUCUCCUGCCUCCCCACAGUUCUCCCUCAACCCCAAACCCUGUUACCACCGCCAAGGCCCCUCCCACCCCUGGGCUCCUGUUGCUGCGCUCCUGCCCCUCCCCUCCCUCACCCUCAUCCCCUGGCUUCCAGGCCUCUCAUCUCUGAUAACCCCUCCCCCCAGUCCUUCCUUCUCCCCACAAGUCAUUUGAGUCAACAUCUCAUUUUAAGUGUGUCUUAAAAACUUUAAAAAGACAAAAAACAGAACGGUUGGCAUGUGUCGGGUGGGUGUCCAGCACCCGCCUGGCCUCUCUCACGUGAGACCUUGAUCGAGUCAACUACCGGUUCUGAUCCCAGAUUCCCCAAACUUGAAAUUCUGAGAUUGGAUGACAUGAUCAAAUUCUAUGCGCCCCCUUUUCGAUCUCCAGGCUGUGGAGAGCAGCCUUGUCCCCCGGUGACAAGGAAGAGACGUCCCGCCAUUUAUCCUUGACCCACUCCUCAUCGGUCCACCCAUCCAUCCACCAUUCAUUCAAUCAGGAAGCAUUUCCAAGCACCUGCCGAGUGCCAGGCAGCGUGCAGGGAGCUGCAGGUCCCGCAGGGUGAGGGGCAGUCUUGGGAGGGCAGGGGACACCCAGGUGUCCCCAGGAAGCCAAGCGCAGUGCAGGUAACAUGCCGUGGGAGCAUUGGAGGGUCCUCAACAGACGCCUCCCUGAGAACCUGACCAUCUCACUUCCCACGUGACAAAGUCUCUCUUACCAGCACCUGAUGUGGCCGCCCCGCCCAAAUUCCACAGUGCCCAGCUCACCCGUCCCGUCCCGCGAGAUCAGAACAGGGUUAGUGCCUCGCCUCGGUCUUCACGCCCCGCAGAAACGGCGCCUACCCUCCUUGGUGGGGGCGCCCGGUUCUGCUGAGAGUGUCGGGACUUCGGCUGCCCACCGCACCUCGGUGUGUGUGGGGUCGUGUGUAGUUUACGUAAACACAAGGGGAAGCUUUAAGAUGCUGUCAGCGACAUGACCACCAAUUCGGCCCCAAAACUGAGAGAGGAGUAGGCGUGAUUAUCUUCUUGUAACCCCAACAACGUGGAAAAUGUCAAUGGCACUCUUUGGCUUUCCCAUCUACUCGCCCAGACGUGCAAAAAAGUUUGUUUAUUAAACAAUAAACAAAACCC